Molecule: messenger RNA, 843 nt
Organism: Mesorhabditis belari
Lineage: Eukaryota; Metazoa; Nematoda; Chromadorea; Rhabditida; Rhabditidae
Source: the annotation of a GenBank genome assembly
AUGGAAUUCUUGAUCUCAACAAUCAACAAACUCCAAGACGUUUUCGCUGUGGUCGGAUCGCGUGAAGCUGAGAUUCAGUUACCGCAAAUUGUGAUCGUUGGAGCACAGAGUGCCGGUAAGAGCUCGGUGAUCGAAGCGAUCGUGGGUCGUGAUUUCCUGCCAAGAGGCACUGGCAUCGUUACUCGUCGACCACUCAUUCUACAACUAUGCCACAUAGCAGCCGAAGAUGAGGAGAAACGAGAGGGACGUGAAGGUGAUUGGGCUCAAUUCGAGCAUACCAACGCGAAGAUCUUUGAGGAUUUCGAGGGAAUCGAUGACAAGCCGAUUUCGUUGAGGAUCUUCUCGGAUCGUUUCCCCAAUUUGACGCUAGUCGAUCUUCCAGGAAUGACGAAAAUCCCUGUCGGCGAUCAACCACUUGAUAUUGAACAACAAAUCCUCAAAAUGAUCAUGCACUACAUCAACAACCCCAACUCGAUUAUCCUGGCGGUAACUCCAGCGAAUCAGGAUUUUGCUACUUCUGAACCGAUGAAAAUGGCCAAAGAGGUCGAUCCGGAAGGUGAGCGAACGUUGGCGGUUUUGACCAAGUUGGAUUUGAUGGAUCGUGGCACAAAUGCUUUGGACAUCCUAUCGGGUCAACUCGUGGACGUAAAGUUAGGAAUCGUCGGUGUGGUGAAUCGUUCACAGGCUGAUAUCAUGGCCGAGAAGCCAAUGGACGAGGCCUUACAAGCCGAAGAAGCAUUCUUCCAGAAAGAGUAUCCGAAUUUCGCGAAAACCCAGGGCACACGCUAUUUGUCCGUGAGACUUAAUGUGGUAAAUGGCAUACGGAAAGCUGCUCACGGAUUA